Messenger RNA from Zymoseptoria tritici IPO323, 1965 nucleotides. It is a transcript of the gene MgYap1, whose product is annotated as bZIP transcription factor. The transcript has 4 exons. Gene Ontology annotation, molecular function: transcription cis-regulatory region binding; DNA-binding transcription activator activity, RNA polymerase II-specific. The record is from RefSeq and is a predicted model, not a curated record. Gene Ontology annotation, cellular component: RNA polymerase II transcription regulator complex. Bases 1 to 1965 code for a protein of 654 amino acids. Lineage: Eukaryota; Fungi; Ascomycota; Dothideomycetes; Mycosphaerellales; Mycosphaerellaceae.
AUGGACGCUCCAUCACAGCGGUCUGCGUCGCAAUUCACUCCGUAUCUGUCGGCGAACCAGCAGGAUCUCCUCGUCGCUGCGCUCAAUUCGAAUUCGAACCAUCCUCAGCAUACCACCGGCCCCGGCCCGGUCACCAUCAAGCGCUCCGCUUCCGAUCCGGACAACAAUCAAAUCACAAUGGAUGCCAAUGGCAAUCAGGUCUUCUUGAGCCCACAAAAUGGAGAAAUGGACAACUUCGACAUCGAUUAUACGCCCGAGCUGGACUACCUGAACGGAGACUCUGGCUUCGAUUUUGAGAACGCAGACUUGGGUGGCGACAUGAUCGGAGCACUUCCCGGACGGCAAUACAGCAGCGAUGAUAUGUAUGCCAAUGCAGGUGAUGGACACGAGAAGCGCAAGAGUCGCGAUGAUUACGAUGCAGAGGAGGGAGAUGCGAAGAGACAAGAGACACAAGAGGGCGAGAAGAGCGGAGCCAAGAAGCCCGGCAGGAAACCUCUCACCAAUGAACCGACGACCAAACGCAAGGCACAGAACCGAGCCGCACAACGAGCUUUCCGCGAGCGCAAGGAGCAGCAUCUCAAAGAUCUCGAAACCAAGGUCACGGAGCUGUCCAAGGCACAGGAGGCCGACAAACAUGAGAAUGGACUGUUGAAAGCACAGGUCGAGCGAUUGCAGACCGAGCUUCGCGAAUACAGGAAACGACUUUCAUCCUCCGGCGCCGUGGGCCGGUCACCGCCUCUUUCUGCCGUGAACGCACAACAAAGGAGUGCCAGUGGUUCCUCAUAUAAUGGUAACUUCAACUUCGACUUUCCCAAAUUCGGAGGACUCCCUGGAAGCCAAGUGUUUGGAUCAAGUGGUCUCAGCCCUCUCAUCAAGCAGGACAGCACAUCGCCUCCAGCACUGCAAGCACCGACAAGGACAAGCAGCAGCCUGAGCCCGAAGGAAAAUGAUCUCAUUACCCCUCCCACCACGAACAGCCCAUCGCAAUACGCCAGCAACAACAUGCCCUUCGCACCCAUCCUGAAGUCUGCGAACAAUCAAGACUACUUCAAGAAUAAUUCAUCGACCGCGACGCAACCAGCCCCUUCGACGAAUUACAACAUCGACAACGGUGGUGACAGCACUGCCGGCCUCAACAGAGUUUUCCAGUUCAACAGCGGGAGCAAUGCUAGUGACACCACCUCCCCCAGUGCGAGCUCGCAAAGUCAAUGGAACAUGAAUGGCACUUGCAACAGCUCUUGCGGGACCUCUCCUGAACCAUCGCAUAACAGCCCUGCCAACAAGGACAAUCAAGCCGACUGUUUUUCGCAAAAGCAAUAUCAGGACAAUGCCAACCUGGCCAAUUUCAACACCAACUCGCAGCAGAGUGGCAUGAAUGCGCUGGACUACAAUGUUCCAUCACUUGGCAGCUUCGAUCCCGUCCUCUUCGGCGACUACAGAGAGAGCAACAACGCCAUCGUGGGACGGGGAGACUUUACCGGCGGCUUCUUCGAUGAUGCCCUGAACUCAGCACCUUUCGACUUCGCAUCACCGAGCAACCUGUUCGGCAUCCUGCAAUCACCUCAGCAAAGCAACGCAAAUCUGAACACGAACAACCGCACACCCAAAGACACCGCUCCCAGCGCGGCUCUCAUGGCGCAGAUUGAGAAGGCGCGCGAUGGCGGAGAUGACGACUUUGGCCUGCCUCCACAGUCGCAACAAGCCGCAACGCCAAAGACCAGUGGGCAAUUCAUCAGCUGCAACAAUAUAUGGAACCAACUCCAAUCAAAUCCCGACUUUCAGUCCGGCAAGUUCGACCUCGAAAGCCUGUGCUCCGAACUGCGUACCAAAGCCAAGUGCUCCGAGUCCGGCGUCAUGGUCGAUAAGAAGGUCGUGGACGAAGCCUUCCGAAAGCUCGGUAAGAAGGACGAGACGGGCGCGCCCUGGGCGCCUGAGGGGUUGCUGUUUGACAAUGAUAGUUGGUGA